AUGAAUGGAACUGCUUGGUGUGAGUGCUUACAGACUGCAGGGUUGGCUGCUGUCUCCGGGGGCUCCCCUGUGUUGCCUGGCAGCCUCCUGUGCUCAGCGGUGGUGUCAGCGCGGGUCUUGGGCCCCCCUGAAGACCCCCCUGUCCUGUCCUCUCGUAAGUACCAGCACACAGACGCCUCCUCGGGAGCCCAGCUGGCCUGUGACAAGUGCCCAGCCGGGACCUAUGUGUCAGCCCACUGCUCCACCAACACUGAGCGCGAGUGCGCCCCCUGCCCACAGGAAACCUACACCCGUGGGGAGAAUGGGGUACAACAGUGCCACCGCUGCAGAGAGCCCUGUCCACACAGCCUAGUGGAGAAGAUGCCCUGUACAGCCACCCAGGACCGCGUCUGCACCUGUCCCGCUGGGGCUUUCAUGUCACAGGGCAGGUGCACACCCCACUCCCUCUGCCCCCCUGGGACCAGAGUGAAGAAGAGGGGCACUGACACAGAGGACGUGCUGUGUAAAGCCUGCAGCAAAGGCACUUUCUCUGAUGUGGAGUCCAGCUCAGCAAAAUGCAGGACUCACCAGGACUGUCCAUCUCAGGGGCUCGUGCUGCUCGUACCUGGGACCAGAGAGACUGAUAAUGUCUGUGGACUGCCCUCUGCACAUACUUCCACUGGGGCAUCCUCCACAACCACACGUGCACCCCACACACAUCCCACACCCCCACCCAACAAAACCACAGCCUCUGCCCCUGGACCAGAGCAGGACUCCCCCAGCUCCUCUUCUCUUCCUUCAGAACCGUCUGGUCAUAUCCAAGCCUAUAGGACCACCUCCUCUCACAAAUCUAUAGCAGAACAUGGAAACAGAGGUUUCCACCAUCAUUCAGCCAACAUCCAACUGAGGAGAACCAUGAACGCACAACUCCAAAACGCACAACUUUUGGACCACACUUCUACUUCCAGUGUCCCAAACCAGGACCCCACCCAGGCUCCUCUAUCCCCCCAUCUAGAGCACCAACUGGGCCAAAAGAACUCUGAGUCUCUCCCUGGUCCCAACAGAAAGAGCAUGGAAGUUCUGGAGAGCAUAGACACUGUAAAAAUCGGAGGAAAUAUCAACAAGGUGCCUGGGGGGGUCUCUGGCUCGUACCGUCCCACUCGCAGAGGGUCCCCGAGGCCUAGCAGCACUGAGCACUUUGACAUUAAUGAACACCUGCCUUGGAUGAUUGUUCUGCUGCUGUUGUUGGUGCUGGUGGUGAUUGUAGGGUGCAGUGUAAAGAGGAGCUCACGAGUGCUAAAGAAGGGCCCCAUGCAAGACCCCAGCAGCAUCAUGGAGAAAGCCAUCCACAAGAAAACCCACGGUCCCCCCACUAAGACCAGGGAGAAGUGGAUCUACUACUCUAAUGGACAAGGCGUGGACAUCCUGAAGCUGGUGUCCGCUCACGUGGGCUCUCAGUGGAUUGACCUGUACCAGCUGUUGGCAAAUGCAACUGAGCGCGAGGUGGCCGCCUUCUCCAACGGGUACGGCUCUGACCCCGAGCGAGCCUACGCAGCCCUACAGCACUGGACCAUACGGGACAGCGACGCUAACCUGGCUAAGUUAAUCAACGCUCUCCACAGACACAGACGCAUAGAUGUGGUGGAGAAAGUCCGCUGUGUCAUGGAGGAUAACCCACAGUUUGAUCUGAACCAGCUGAUGCCUGCGGUGAACGGCAGCCAGAGCCUCAGCCCCAUCCACAGACCUCUGGAGUCCCCUGGCUUUAACAGCGUAGGGGGCAGCAGCAGCAGUGUGGGCGGUGGCGUGGGCACGGAGCCUUCACCAAUUGAUCGGGCUAAGGGCUUCUUUCCCGAUGAAUCAGAGCCGCUGCUGCGCUGUGACUCCACCUCUAGCAAAGACUCCGCCCUCAGCAGAAACGGAUCCUUCAUUACCAAAGAGAAAAAGGACACAGUGCUGCGUCAGGUGCGCCUGGACCCCUGUGACCUUCAGCCCAUCUUUGACGACAUGCUGCACAUCCUGAACCCAGAGGAGCUGCACACUCUGGAGCAGAUCCCCACCGCCGAGGACAAACUCGACCGCCUCUUCGAAAUCGCAGGAGUCAAGAGCCAGGAGGCCAGUCAGACCCUGCUGGACUCGGUCUACAGCCACCUGCCUGACCUGCUCUAGACCGGAGACAGAACUGAUCCAUCCAGACAUGUUCUAGACCUGAUUCAGACUUGCCAUAGACCAGAUCAAGGCAAACAGAACAUCUAGAACAAAUCUACACAUAUUCUAGACUUUAUUCAUUCAGAAUUGUUUAGAGGUGUUAGACCUGUUCUAGAUCUGAUUUAGACUUGUUUUAGGGUGGAUCAAGGCCUGUCUUCGAUUGGAUCCAGACCUAUUCUAAACCUGAUUUUGGCCUAUUAAGACCUGUUCUAGACCUGUUUCAGACUUAUUCUAGACCUGAUCCAGAUGUAUUCUAGAUCUGAUCCAGACUUGUUCUAGACCUCAGUCAGGCAUAUUUUGGACCUGAUCUAGACCUGUAGAUCAGAGUCAGACCUGAUCUAGACCUGGAGAAGACCUCUUCUAGACCUGAUUCAGACCUGUUGUAGACCUGUUCCACACCUAGUUCAGACCUGAUUCUGACCUGUCCUAGAUCUGAUUUAGAUCUGUUCUAGACUGGGUCCACAUUUGUUCUAAACUUGAUUUUGGCCUAUUGAUCUGUUCUAGACCUGUCUCAAACCUAUCCUAGACCUGAUCAAGACCAAAAUACAGAGGAGUGACACAGCAAUCACAGUGUUUAAAUGGACUCUUUUUUUUUCAUAUACCAUUUCACAAACAAAAUUAUGUAUUAACAAGAAAAAAUAAGAUUCUUAUAAAAGCAUUCACAAACAAGGAAUGUGCUCUGGCAGUUUGGUGCAAAUGUAAUGAUUGGCAUGCUUUGUUAAAAACAUUUUUAAAGUAAGGGUAAAAAUAAAAUAAUGCACAGAAAUAAUGCUUGUACCAGCAGGAAGUUUAAGUGAAUCUAUCGUUUGAGUGAGUUAUGUAAACUACGUUUGCCCAGUUAUGGUAUGAAAUUUCAAAGGAACAUAUUCAUUGUUUAGUAAAUGCUAAAUGGUAUGUCCUGGAAAAUGAUUGACAUUUUGGCUUGAGUCCAGAUAAACAUCAUGUGAUUGACAAAACAGACUGUGACUAAGACUCAACCCAAACCCUUUGUAUCAUCAGUGACAAUGCUUCUUUUUCUACAGGGUCCAAUCCAGACAUCCUGCUUCAUUUAAGGUGGUAUUGUUUGUGACCUUAAAUGAGGACACAAUUCCUAUUUUGAACCCUUUAAAGGUGCACUAUGUAACUUUUUGGUUGGGGGUCCGUCACCUGCUUAUUCCCAUGGAUAUGUCAUUAGUAUGACACUAAACGGCUCUAUCACAUUAUGUUUAUUCAAUUGCAAGUGAUUUUAGAGCUCAAAAAUACCUGGAAAAAUAGGCAUACUGACUGUAAGUUUGGUUGCCUCUCCACAAAUUUGACCUGUAACUUGGUCUACAAAAGCACUUUUUAAAAUCUCCACAUGGGGGCGACGUGUUCGACAUUGAUACUGUUAAAAGUUAGUGCCAUGCAGGGUUAAAAGUUCAAUUACUCCAUUUCACUAUAAGCUAUACUUUGGACAGCACUGGUUGGUAGUUAUUAGUGGAUGAUAACAAGUACAGACAACUCACUUCAGUCUUUUUUUCAAAUUGAAUAUUAUGUUAUGUGCCUAAACUUGACAAAUAAUCUUUCACCAUUGUGUUUCUGUUGUUACUGCAUCAGACCAGCAGGUGGCGAUAUAGGCAAAGCAAUUUUUUUCACUGAUUAUGCUUCAGAUCCAAUGUAUGCAUUAAUAUGUGGUAGUUUUGUAAGAUAAGAUAAUCUAUUGGUUUGGUACAGCCAGCAUCAUGGGGUUGCAUUGGAUAGCAACAGAUAGGUCAAAAACAUAAUUGAAAGCAUAACAUAUUUGAUGCAAGCUUAAAUUCUUACAUUUUCAGGUGUAAUGCUUUUAUGUAGCCAUUGUGGGUGAAAUGGAGGCCAGCUAUUUGAGCACUGACAGCUAUGUGUAUCGGAGAUAAGACUGUGACAGGUGUUCAGACUAGUUUUCUUGUGUGUCACCUCAUCUGCAGCACAGUAUACUUAACGUCUGCACGACACCUUUCUGAAUUAUUUGGGUCAAGUUUUACUAUUUGUAAGAAGAUAUUAGCUUUUAUACAAUGUUAAAUACAAAGUUUGUUUUUUUUCAAAAAUAAUUAGGAAUUUUAAAUUAUAUUGAGUGUCAUCUCAACUGGCCAGACAACGUUGGAAAACACUGUCAGUAUUUUAACUUUCUUCUGUGGACUAACCAAGAAGUAAAUUUGGGACUAACCAAAACUGUCACUUAUUAUAUGAUGCAUUGCGUAACUUUUCUUAUGGAGAAUACGCCACCUGCUGUCUCCAUAAAAACAUCAUCCCCAUGGAAACAUUAUUGCUUUGCCGGGAAUGUUCGACAGUAUGGCAUUACAUAUAUACAUUUUCAAGACGGGUAGGAAGCACGAACAGGCCAAAUUACGGGUCAGAUAUGUGAAGAGGUGACCCAGCUCAAAGAAAGAAUGCAUGUUUUUUACGGUAUUUUUGAGCAAUAAAAACACUCAUAAGAAAACUCAUGCAAGACAGGUAAGUUUAAUGCCAUACUGUGAAACAUUUCAUUCAAAACAAGUUAAUUUAAGAAUCAGGCUUCUUAAUUACAAGUAAAUAUAAUCUGUCAGUUUAGCUUUGUGCUCUUUCAGUGCUGUCUGAUACAACCCCAUACUUUAAACUGGUUUAUGCCUUUUUGUCCGACUUACUACAGUAAUUUAUUACAAACAAAAUUGUCUUCACGCACAUUUGCUUUGAUUUUGUAGCAUUGACGAUGUUUUCUCUUACCAUUUCAGAACUCUUUGUCCUCUUUAAUCUACAGCAUUAUAUUUAAACAUGCACUGAUCAUUUUUUAAUAUUCAUUUUAUUGUAUGGAUUUUAAUCUAUGUAAUUUUGAUAAUUUCAACUGUAGCAUCUCAUUCUUAUUUUGUCUAUGGGCAUUUCAAGUAUUCAACCACUUGAAUACUCAGGUGGCACAUAUGCAUACUCCUGUUGGUAAUCCUUUUUCCGUUUUACUUGAUGGACAAUGGAGAAACAAUGAACUUUUUUUAAUUCAAAAACUGCACCACCAAAAACUGUCCCACUGAGGCUGGAAUCUACUUGGUGCUGUACAUGGACUACCACCGUUGGCCUAAUAAUAAUAAUAAUAAUAAUAAUAAUAAUAAUAUUAAUAGUAUUUAACCUUUACCAGACUGAAGUAAGGACUGAGGAUGUUGAUGAAAAUGCUGUGGAAAUCUAGUAUUUGUUGUCGUGGUUUGGGUUUUUGAGAUAAGAUAAGUUUUGAAAAGACUUGACAGA
This is a messenger RNA of Boleophthalmus pectinirostris (great blue-spotted mudskipper), 5391 nucleotides long. RefSeq names its product tumor necrosis factor receptor superfamily, member 21. Gene Ontology annotation, biological process: negative regulation of myelination; humoral immune response; negative regulation of B cell proliferation. The transcript is spliced from 7 exons. Gene Ontology annotation, molecular function: protein binding. The record is from RefSeq and is a predicted model, not a curated record. Lineage: Eukaryota; Metazoa; Chordata; Actinopteri; Gobiiformes; Gobiidae. The coding region runs from base 1 to 2145 and encodes 714 amino acids.